UAAUCAGGUAUCCAGUCAAAUGGAUGGUCAUGGCUGUGUCAGUGAAUAUCGAUUACAAUAAGCAUAAAAUAAACAGGACUGAAGUAGUUUCAUGAAUGUGAACGAUGAAAAAUAUACAAUUUAACAAAAUAAGAAAUUAACCUACAGAAAUAAUUUCUAACGCUAGUGACUGGUAGAUAAACCCGAGAAAAUCCCACAUAGUUCCCUCUAGCGGCCAUUUUGCUCGAGUGGCGUCUUCAUUUCGUAUUUCUAAUACCAGACGACGGUCGGGACAAAAUCCCUGGAGUUAGAAACCUCUUUAUUAUAAUAAUAUCCUUAUAAGUAGAACGAAACGCUUUUCUUAAACUAAGGGAUUUGUUACAUUAAGCUUUAAGUUACUGACACGGGAUAGCGCUGUUGUUAUGGUUACCUCCUCAGGUCAGCUCGAUUUCUGUUCGCGAGUGGUGCAGUUUUCUAACUUUUGUGUUCACUGAAACAUUAUAAAACGUAUAUAAUGUAUUAAAAAUAAUACAUAAACUUGAGAACCCAGGCUUUUUGGUUUACUGGUGUUUUCUAACACUGCUAUCUGUGCCACGUCCCUUUAAAUGAUGUCAGAAGGAAACCCUCAGGUGCUUGGUUUCAUCGAGGGAAUGUCCUGUAUGUGGUUGCUGUUCUAAGAAAACAACAGAAGGAGAAGUUACUCAUCAGAAGUUUAUAGAUCCAAAAGUUUGCCUCAGGAUGAUCAGAAUAGUCCAGCUAUUGUGUCUUUCUGGCCUUCUUCUACAGUGUGAAGGUCAGGGUCUCCAGUCAUGCCUCACUCACCCCACGUACAGACCGGCAGAAAACGCCGACAUGACAGUGAUGUGUGGAACCAAUCAUAUGUUUUUAAAAGUUUUCAUUUGUCCAAUGUAUUUCGGGGGAUACAACGAAUCACUAAUGGCGCUCAAUGCUAAGUUUAACAUCCCAGCCUGCCGUGGAGUAGCGGACUGGACUGUCAAUCCUCCCGUAUUGCUGUUCAACUUCUCAAUCUCUCAGGAGACUCUCACACUUUGUGGCAACAAUAUGAACAUUACAAGUCAAGUGGGAUCAGGAGUAUUCUCAGACUUCUCUCAGAUCCAGUCUGUUAAUGUCUCUGGAUUAAUCAAUUCCUGGGAUCCCAGCACCAGCACUAUCACUUACAGGCAACAACUGAUGUACCAGUUUUCAUGUCUGUAUCCACUGCAGUAUUUAGUCAACAACACUGAGCUCAGCGUUUCAGGAGUGAGUCUAGCAGUAAAGGACAACAAUGGCACCUUCGUCAGUACUCUAAGCAUGGGUCUUUACACUACUGCCAACUAUACUACCAAACUCCAGAUACCAGGAUCUGGGCUGCAGUUGAAAACUCGCAUAUAUGUGCAGGUCAAGGCAACAAAUCUCACAAACAAGUUCAAUGUGUUGCUGGACCGUUGCUAUGCCACAACAAGCCCGUAUCCAACCAGCAGCACCUCUUAUGAUCUUUUUAUUGGGUGUAAUCGUGAUGCCCAGACAAAGAUUGAUUGGAACGGGUUAUCCCAGGAAGCUCACUUCUCCUUUGAGGCCUUCCGCUUUUUGGAACACAAAAACCUGACCAUCUCCACUUUCUACCUGCAUUGUGCUACCCGACUCUGUGAGAACUCCACUUGUGCCUCCUUGCUUCCGAAAUGCGUUACGAAAAGAGAAGCACGGUCUCCGGAGAACAACUCUACUAAUGUUGCCACUGUCUCCUCAGGACCAAUCAGAACUAGAGUUGACAACGGUGGCCUUUUGCCCGCUAGAUUUACCUCAUCAGCAUCCAUCCCUCAGCUGACUUAUGUUGGUGUAGCCACUGGCUUGCUGAGCUUCUUUCUAUUUGACUGGCUGUCUACAUCAGGACUUGCACAGUGAUCUACCUUGGGAUUCUGGAAUUCCUUAUCACUUGACUCAAAACAAUGUUUCUUAGAAGAUAUCUCACCUGUUACAUAAAUGUGAGAAAAUAUAUCAUUUGUCAGUUAUUAGCACCUCAAUUUUAAUGUGGUAAAUAGACUGUUGUUUUGCGAUUUUUAUUUUCUUUUGUUCUAUGUUCUAUGAUCUUCUAUGAGAGCAAGAAAAAAGAAACAUAUUCAAUAUGUAGUUUACAUAUUUUGUUCUUUUGAAAAGACUAUAAUGCAUGUAACACUGCUUUGGGGGGAAAUGUAUGCACUAUGAAUGUAACAAUUUAAGGUUUAAACUUGAAUAAAAAUAUUAGAACCUG
Messenger RNA from Onychostoma macrolepis, 2227 nucleotides. RefSeq names its product zona pellucida-like domain-containing protein 1. The record is from RefSeq and is a predicted model, not a curated record. The transcript is spliced from 13 exons. Lineage: Eukaryota; Metazoa; Chordata; Actinopteri; Cypriniformes; Cyprinidae. Bases 718 to 1881 code for a protein of 387 amino acids. Gene Ontology annotation, cellular component: cell surface.